Messenger RNA from Paramuricea clavata, 1257 nucleotides. The record is from the annotation of a GenBank genome assembly. Lineage: Eukaryota; Metazoa; Cnidaria; Anthozoa; Malacalcyonacea; Plexauridae.
AUGGCUUCAUGUACUUUCGAGAGUUGCUUGUCAACUGUGCUAGAAAAUCUUGAACAUCGCAGCUAUUUCUUUCAAUUAAAAGAUGAACAAAAGCGAGCUUUAAGAAGUUUAUUUGAACGUCAGGAUGUUGUUGGCAUUCUUCCAACUGGUUUUGGAAAAAGUCUCAUCUUUCAGCUUUUGGCUCUGUUGGCGACGGAGAUGUUUAUGAGGCAAGGCGAAGAAAAACGUGACGGAACAAUGCUAGUUAUUUGUCCACUGCAAAGUUUAAUAGAAGAUCAGAUACGAGAAGCAGCAGACCUCCUAGGCAUUUCAGCUUUGAAGACGUAAAUGAUGGUAAAUUUCAAGUAAUUUAUUCAUCCCCAGAAUGUGCACUUGAACAAGGAUUUAUAGAUGCAUGUCUAAAGAAUGAAAAUGGACAUUUCCACAACAACAUGGCUGCAGUAGUUAUUGAUGAAUGCCACACAAUUGAAACCUGGACAGGAAAAAGGUAUUGACAAUAUUUAUCUUAUAGUAAAUGCUUUAUACCAAAUACUAAUACUGCAUACUUUCAAUCUUUAUGACCAUUCGCGUUAUAUUGUUUAUUACAAAAUUUUAAAAUAACACAUAACUAUUUUCAUAAUUUGUCGAUUAUUACAUUGCUGGAGUUUACUUUUAUUUCAUUGUGCAUUUUCUUAGGAAAUCAGGAGCAAAGGGAGAAAAGACCAGACAAGCCUUCCGAGGGCGAUUUGGAGAUUUGGUAAUGCUAAGAUCACUUCGCAAAGAAGGUAUAUAUUUGUCUCAUUUACUAAUUUUACAUGUAAUGGCAUGUUAUUGUCUCGUUUUAUACUAACUUUACAUGUAAUGGCAUUAAUACUGUGAGCAUAUAUUUCUCACUAAAACAGGUGUUCUUUGAUUCCCCUUCGUAAAAUAGCUAGAUUAUCUGUUUGGGAAAAAGUUACAAUUGUUUCCUCAACAGAUAACCUUCACAAAUGAGUUAACCAAUUGUUAAUAAGCAAUGUUAAUACUGCACUUAAUAGUUAACACAAUAUAAAUGAGCCUCUGGGAGUUUUGUCUUAUUGCUUUAGAUCCCUUUUUUAUACCUAUUGUAUUUACAAACUCUUUAACAUCUUUGUCAUAGUGGGGGUAAAUAAUAACCAUGUGAGCAGAACUCAUUGAACAGUCUGGUAAGUUCCACCACUGUGCCAUGGCUUAGUCUCUGCUUUAAAUUUAAUUAUUUCUUAAGGAACUCCUUUCUUGGCUCUUACUGGCCACGGCUGA